Messenger RNA from Salvia hispanica, 1582 nucleotides. RefSeq names its product UPF0481 protein At3g47200-like. Lineage: Eukaryota; Viridiplantae; Streptophyta; Magnoliopsida; Lamiales; Lamiaceae. The record is from RefSeq and is a predicted model, not a curated record.
GAAGAAGAGAUGGAAGAGGAAUUCAAGCUGUGGAAAGGCAUGUCAAUUUAUAGGGUUCCAUUGAGUCUAAAGAAGCUAUCGGAAAAAUCCUACCAGCCGCAGGUGGAUGGAGGAGCACAAGAAGCGUACUCUGCGAGUAUUCCUGGCUAGGUCCGAAAAGUCUCUCGAUGAGUGUGUGAAUGCAUUAACCCCUAUGUUGCAGGAUCUCAAGAAUGCCUACCAGCAGUUGCAGCCCAAGUUGAAGUGCGCUGACUUCCUCAAAAUGAUGGUCAUUGAUGGUUGCUUCAUAUUGGAGCUCUUCCGCAUCAAGGAGCUCUUGCUGACCUCCUCCAGUCACAAGGAGCCCCGCUAUGCACCCAACGAUCCAGUCUUCAGCAAAUAUGGACUCAUCUAUUUCGAGCCGCAUUUACAACGUGACUUGCUCAUGUUGGAGAAUCAGAUUCCUCUUCGGGUUCUCAUCAAAUUAGUUGAUGUUGCCGGGAAGGAUAAGUAUCCUGAUGUAACAGAUAGCAUUCUCAAGUUUUUUAGGCGGCCUGGCAAAAGCAGCAACGUCAAAUUCAAAAACAGCUUGCAUAUAUUGGAUGUUUACCGGAGGAGCUGGCUCUCGUUCAAGGAUAGCGGAAGUAAUGGGCCAGGUAGGUGCAGGAAAAUAGUGCGGGGAAUGUUAAAUGGAGAUUGUAUUUAUAGCAUCAUGAAGAAGAUGAAGAAGAAGAUGGAGAAGAAGAAGAAGAAGAAGAUGGAGAAGAUGAUGAUGAAGAAGAAGAAUGAUGAUGAUGAUGAAGAAGAAGAAUGAUGAUGAUGAUGAAGAGGAAGAGGAGGAGGAAUAUCACAUGCGGUCAGCAACAGACCUGGCGGAAGCCGGGAUCCAGUGUGUGAAAGGUAGGUCAUCUCAGCUGGAUCAGAUAUCAUUCGAUGGAGGAAAGCUGACGCUUCCGUCGAUAUUAGUGGACAGCUCCACCAAAACUAUUUAUCUAAACAUGAGGGCAUUUGAGUGGUUCCAUGUGAACAGGUGCGUGAAUGAGAAAGACAAAGACAAAGACAACUACAAAGAGGGAUUUCACGUGAUAGCGUAUGUGUUUUUCAUGGACAGAUUGAUCGACACCGCCAAAGACGUGAGCCUGUUGCACAAGCACCACAUCAUGCAGUACACGUUGGGCAGCGAUCAGAGUGUCGCAGAUAUUUUCAAUACAUUCUCGACGGACAUGAGUCUCGAUCCGGACAAUGAAUUGUUGAAGGUGCAAAAGAGAGUGGCCGAAUAUUACAGGAAUCCAGUGUCGGGGUGCAUAGCUUAUGCUAAGCGCAACUACUUCGCUAACACAUGGGUCACCCUAUCCAUCUUUGCGGCCAUUUUUCUCUUUGCCCUCACCAUUUCUCAGACUCUCUAUGCCGUCCUAGACUACCAUAAAUCCGAUGCCCCACCCCCACCGCCGGACUUCCAUAAACCAUAAAUAUCCCGUCUCCAUUAAUUGUGUGUUUUAACAAAUUGUUUGCCUCAUAUCUUUCACUCAUUUACAUGUCUCAUGCAUUUUUCUUUUCUGUAUUGUAAUGCGAGUUUAAUCUCUUCUUUAAUGGAGUAUCAUUC